Molecule: messenger RNA, 516 nt
Organism: Benincasa hispida (wax gourd)
Lineage: Eukaryota; Viridiplantae; Streptophyta; Magnoliopsida; Cucurbitales; Cucurbitaceae
Product: protein RADIALIS-like 6
Molecular function (GO): DNA-binding transcription factor activity
Source: RefSeq, a predicted model, not a curated record
AAGACACAUAUAACAUUAUUAAGAAUGGCUUCAUCUGCAUCAUCUUCUUCAUCUUCAUCUUCAAGUUGGAGUUCAAAGCAAAACAAGAUGUUUGAAAAUGCUCUGACGGUGUACGACAAGGACUCGCCAGACCGGUGGCAAAAGCUGGCGAGUGCCAUCGGCGGGAAGACGGCGGAGGAAGUGAAGACGCACUACGAUAUGUUGGUGGAGGAUGUUCACAAUAUUGAGACCGGGAGAGUUCCUUUGCCAAAUUACUCUAAACACUAUUCCUACAACAACUUUCUCGAUGAAGAGCAAAGAUUGAAGGGUCUAAAGCUACAAUGAUUUGGCAACAACAUACAAGAUUGGAGUAAAGAAUAAAAAGCUACUACAAUUCAACCAAAGCUCCAAAACUGAAAUAUUGCACUUGUAGAUAUAUAUAUAUAAGAAGAAUAUUCUACAAAGUUUUUUUUUUCUUUCCACUGUACUAUAUAUAUAAAGUAUUUAUACGGUAUAAAAUGACAUAUAUUUUGAUUA